Messenger RNA from Darwinula stevensoni, 1167 nucleotides. The record is from the annotation of a GenBank genome assembly. Lineage: Eukaryota; Metazoa; Arthropoda; Ostracoda; Podocopida; Darwinulidae.
UGCAGGUGCAGAAAUGACCUUCAGCCAAUGAAAGAUAACUGGAUUUAACCAAUACAAACCAUCAUUGUUGAAGGCAGUGUUUAUUUCAAGGGAGUUUUAAAAUGUAUGCCUCGCGUCGGAGAGAUCGUCCUCCCCCACCAGAAGAUUUCGCUGCUUCGUAUGGAUACGCUGGUGGAUAUGCCCCUCAGUAUGGAGCUCAGGAGCAGGAACCACCUCUAUUGUUUGAUGAUCCUAACAAUCCCAAUCCUCCUAUGGGAUAUUCCUCAUACAAUCCAGGAGGCUUCUCCUAUGCACCCAUGCAGUCGGGAAUGCCCAUGGGAAACGUUUUCCAGAACCCCUUGAUUGCUGGAGUUGCAUCCCAGUAUGGGCAAAAUUUGAUGGGCCAGGGUAAGGAAAUGGUGGAUCAGCAUUUGGGAAAGUACAGUCAAAAGCUUCAGAACCUCAAGUACUAUUUUGCUGUUGAUACCAAGUAUGUGGUGAAGAAGAUAGGUCUCCUAUUCUUCCCCUUCACACACAGGGAUUGGGCCCUGCAGUUCAGCAAGGAGGAAAUGGUUCAGCCAAAGCAUGACAUCAAUGCCCCUGAUCUCUACAUUCCUACCAUGGCUUUUGUCACGUAUAUCUUUUUGGCUGGCCUUGUUUUUGGGCUUCAGAACAAAUUCUCCCCUGAACAGCUGGGGAUGCAUGCAAGUUCAUCACUGGCAUGGCUAUGUCUUGAGGUUGGGCUAAUUCUGGUUACCAUAUACUUAACCAAUCUGAGUACCGACCUUGUCACGUAUGACCUGGUAUCAUAUUGCUCCUACAAAUAUGUUGGGUGCGAGCUCUGCGAGUUCAGAUCUUGCCUCGAAUGGCCGCUCCAGGGCACGAUCCUCUGUCUUCGGGGAACAAGAGACGAAUUUAUCUCCUAGUUUGCAUCGCAUUCAGUCAACCCUUACUCAUGUGGUGGAGGACAUCUCAUUUAUUUUCUGGUAUCACCCAGUGACCUGUUCUCCUUUUCUAUCUUUCUUCCAAAGGUUUCCAACUGUGCCUCAAUAUCAAUAGGCUUAUAAUAAUCAAGCAUAAGCAUGCAGGUGAACAGAGCCAUAUUUAUUAUGAGUUUGAACCUCACAUGGUGCGUCUUGCUGUCACUUUCCCAGUUCUUCUGGUGCAUUAAAGAUUUGAUGCUUUUCA